AUGGGUUUUUUUAGUAGGUUUGUUUCUGAAAUGAACGGACUAGGUAUAAUGAUCGCAAUCCUUCACUUAGGCUUGGCUGUGGCAUUCACGUUAAAUACCGCCACACCAUUACAGAAUGCCAACACUUCCCCUUCUUCUCACAUCUUUGAUUUACAUCUCCCCUACAAGGAAGGAAGCUUUUCUGUGAAAGAGAAUGUUGAUGGUGGUAAGAGAGACGUUGAAGCUCUACUCUCCUUUAAAGAUGGCAUUACAGCCAACCCUAUGAGAGCGCUCUCCAAUUGGACUUCACCGAUUCAGAAAAUGUGUGCUUCUGGACUGGUGUUUGGUGUAGAAAACAUACCAACAGAGUGGUGGUCGAUUCCACCACAGCUUGGUCAGCUGAAAGCGUUGAGGGUACUUGACCUUAGAAGAAAUAAAUUAGUUGGUUCCAUCCCCAAAUCUCUUGCCAAUUUCUCGCAGCUUCAGUGGAUUAGACUUCCGUACAACCACUUGACUGGAAGCAUACCUGCAGAAUUCGGGGGUCUAGGAAAGUUAGAGCAUCUACGGUUGACCUCUAAUCUUUUGAGCGGAAGCAUUCUAGAUUCUCUGGGAAACUGCACUUCUCUUAUCGAUUUUAUAGUUGGCUUUAACUUUCUGACAGGCACAAUUCCAAAGACCAUAAGACAACUCAAAUCUUUACAACUUUUGUAUCUGUAUGAAAAGAAUUUAACUGGACCAAUACCAUAUGAGAUUGGUGAACUCAAGAAUCUUUCUGAGAUUUUCAUCUACAAAAAUAAUCUGUCGGAGGGUAUUCCUGAGAGCCUUGCAGCAUUGAAUAACUGCACAGCCUUAAAGAGGCUGAAGCUAUCCAGCAACUCAUUUGAUGGGGAUCUAGGAAUCCAUUUUUCUUCUUCUAUAGAAGCUUUUUCUGCUCAUUCUAAUCAUUUUUCUGGGACUCUGCCUGCAUCGUUGGGAAAUAGUUCAAACAUUACGCUUCUUGAUUUCAACAAGAAUAGAUUGAUAGGCCUUGAGGGAUUUAGCAGCCCUAGUGUUUCACAAAUGAAGGGAAAUACACUUUAUGAGGAUAUACCAGCCAUCAAAAUAAAAGGAAAUGAGUAUAGACUGGAAUAUGUGCUGGCAGCAAAUACUAUACUGGAUCUGUCAAACAAUAAAUUAAGAGGGAAAAUACCGCCGAACAUAGGGAGUCUAUCUCAGUUGAGGUUGCUAAAUCUCUGUGGAAACCAAUUGGAAGGAAUGAUACCAGCAUCUUUGGGGCAAAUAGAACCUCUGGAGCAGCUGGACUUGUCUCGAAAUAAACUGAGUGGGGAAAUACCAAAGGAGCUAUCAAAAUUAUUCAAGUUGAGCUAUUGA
Cryptomeria japonica (Japanese cedar) is the source of this 1350-nucleotide messenger RNA. Its product is annotated as probable leucine-rich repeat receptor-like protein kinase At1g35710. NCBI's taxonomy places the organism in Eukaryota, Viridiplantae, Streptophyta, Pinopsida, Cupressales, Cupressaceae. The transcript has 5 exons. The record is from RefSeq and is a predicted model, not a curated record. The coding region runs from base 1 to 1350 and encodes 449 amino acids. Gene Ontology annotation, molecular function: protein binding.